Racocetra persica is the source of this 358-nucleotide messenger RNA. Lineage: Eukaryota; Fungi; Glomeromycota; Glomeromycetes; Diversisporales; Gigasporaceae. The record is from the annotation of a GenBank genome assembly.
AUGGCUGAUUUUACUAUCAUGAAUUCAUCAAAGGAAGAAAAUCUUUACAAGUAUCUUAGUGCUCUUGAUAUUAUGCGUCCAGAUGGAUUACGACCUGAUUAUGAUACAUAUUUCAUGUAUUUGGCGGAACUAGUGGCAUCAAGAACAAAUUGCAUAAAGCGUAAGGUUGGUUGCGUAUUAGUUAAAGACUCUAGAGUAAUCGCGACAGGAUAUAAUGGUACAGCAAAAGGUUUAAAAAAUUGCAAUGAUGGGAAUUGUAAAGAAUGUUCUCAAGGAGAAAGUGGAGGUAAAUCGAGCACUUGUUUAUGCUUGCAUGCAGAAGAAAAUGCAUUAUUAGAAGUUGGGAGAGAAAAUAAAG